ACCGGCGACCGAUAGCGCGGUGCGACCGCUGAGAUCAAAUUCGGGGGAUAAGAGGGCGAGGGUCCGUCUUUUUUUCUGCGCGGUGGGUAGCAGCACGACCUGGCCCGAACCGUUUCAUGCCGUUCUUCGAUUGUGGUGGUAGUUUCUACCCGGGGAAGAUACACACGAGCCGCGGUGUGAAACGUACCGAGAGGAGUGACGGUCCUGCUGAUAGAACGGCGGCUACAAAGUACGUCUCAGUCGACGCUGAGCCAGUGCCUCAGCAAGUCCGCUCGAGGCGGUAGAGAGUCCUGAGAGAGUUGGCCUACGAUCGCGUAGCCGUGCGUUCUUUCCUUGAUCAAAUCGUUAUCGCGAUAAGAAGGAAAGAGACAUCCUGACAAUGAGAUCUUACGACGGCUAUCGGGCAUUCUUCGUGCUCGCGGCGAUCCUCGCCCAUAUGACCGGCACGUUGGCAGUGCGCGUCACGAACAACAAACAGACCAGUAAGAGGAGCAACGAUCAAUCGACAGCAGCAGAUCAGUCGGCAUCAUCUUCAUACUGGAGUCCCACUCUCAAAACCGACAUCUUCUCUCAAACUGACAGCGCGACUUUCUUCCCCACGGCCCACGGUCUGGUGCAAACCCAUCCGACUAGUGUGUUUCGCAGCGGUUUCGGCGGGAUCGACAAUCUCGGCAGUCGGGGCGUGACGAUAAGGCCGCCGAGGACGCGACCCCUUGAUUAUAAUGAACGCUCUACCGCCGAAUUGCGCCGAAAUCCAUCGCUCUCGGCACCGGACGAGUGUGCUCGUGCCUGCCGCGAGAGCGAACCGCCCAGGAUAUGCUAUUAUUACUUCACACUCGAGUAUUAUACCGUACUCGGAGCAGCGUGUCAAGUAUGCACACCGAAUGCAACCAAUGCCGUGUGGAGCGAUUGUCAGUGUGUCCUGGCGGACGGAGUAGAGAGGGGUAUUUUAACCGCGAAUAGAAUGAUCCCUGGUCCGAGUAUUCAGGUAUGCCAGGGUGACAAAGUUGUUAUCGAUGUGGAAAAUCAUAUAGAAGGAAUGGAAGUCACAAUUCACUGGCACGGAGUAUGGCAAAGAGGAUCUCAAUAUUAUGAUGGUGUACCUUACGUAACACAGUGUCCCAUUCAAGAGGGUAAUACAUUUAGAUAUCAAUGGACAGCCAGCAAUGAGGGUACACAUUUCUGGCAUGCUCAUACUGGCAUGCAAAAGAUAGAUGGUCUCUAUGGGAGCAUAAUAAUCCGACAACCGCCAAGCAAGGAUCCUAACAGCAAUCUAUAUGAUUACGAUUUAACUACGCACGUGAUGCUUAUCAGUGAUUGGUUCCACGAGAGUAGUACCGAGCGUUUCCCGGGUCGUCUUGCAGUCAAUACCGGUCAAGCACCUGAAAGCGUGCUGAUUAAUGGAAAAGGUCAAUUUAGGGAUCCUAAUACCGGUUUCAUGACAAACACACCACUCGAAAUAUUUACGAUAACCUCAGGCCGUCGUUAUCGAUUCCGAAUGAUUAAUUCAUACGGAUCAGUAUGUCCUGCUCAAGUCACAGUCGAGGGUCACACUCUCACCAUUAUUGCCACCGAUGGUGAAGCAGUUCAACCAAUCCAAGUGAACACUAUAAUUUCAUUUUCAGGUGAACGUUACGAUUUCGUCAUAAAUGCCGAUCAGCCUAUCGGCGCUUAUUGGAUUCAACUUCGUUCGCUUGGAGAAUGCGGUAUUCCGCGCGCCCAGCAGCUGGCUAUUCUGCGAUACGCUCGUGGUCCUUAUCAACCGACUACUACACCGCCUACAUAUGAUUUCGGUCUUCCACAGGGCGUCGUUCUGAAUCCCUUGGAUGCUAUUUGCAACCGACCGCGUGAGGAUGCAAUUUGCGUGAGUCAAUUGAAGAAUGCCCGACACAUCGAUCAGGGUAUCCUCCAGCAACGCCCCGACGUGAAGAUUUUCUUGCCGUUCCGCUUCCUGUUCUACAGACCCGAGGAGGUCUUCCAGCCGCAGACCUACAAUCGUUUCCUCGUUGCGCCAACUGGCGACCACGUGAUUUCUCUUGUGGAUGAGAUCUCAUUCACGUUCCCUCCGGCGCCUCCGCUCUCGCAGAUCGAUGACAUCCCACCUGAACAGUUCUGCAACGGUGAUAAUAGACCAGCUGAUUGCGGCGCCAAUUGCAUGUGCACGCAUCAGGUCGACAUUCCGCAUAAUGCGGUCGUCGAGGUGGUUCUCGUAGACGAAGUACAACAGCCCAAUCUAUCGCAUCCCUUCCACUUGCACGGAUACGCGUUCAACGUGGUCGGCAUCGGUCGUUCUCCCGAUAGGAACGUGAAGAAAAUUAAUUUAAAGCACGCCCUUGAUCUCGAUAAGCGAGGUCUUCUGCACAGACAGUUCAACUUGCCACCUGCUAAGGACACUAUCGCUGUUCCCAACAAUGGUUACGUCAUCUUCCGCUUCCGCGCGAACAACCCGGGAUACUGGCUGUUCCACUGCCAUUUCUUGUUCCACAUAUUGAUCGGCAUGAACCUGAUCCUUCACGUCGGGACGCACGCGGAUUUGCCGCCGAUACCACCGAAUUUCCCAACCUGUGGUGACCAUUUGCCGCCCAUCACGCCACCACUGUCAUUGAACGCGUAUCACUGAUGCGCGAUUGACUGAUGAGCGACGUGCUCAGAAAUGCUGAGAGAGACGCUCCAAAGUCCAUACGAUAUUUGUAGCAUAUUCUUGUAAAGUAGCGCGAGCCUGUAAUUUUUUUUAACUACGCAAUAUCUUGUCGGUUUACUCUCGAGAACAUACUCUGCUCGAGACGAUCGCGAUCGAUCGCGAGUAUAGAAUUCAACGGAUGUCGACCCGUUACCUUACAUAAUCUGGCUGAAAGCGAAGAAAAUGGCAAGGUGAGUUAGAUACAUUGAAGGUGUUAGUGAGGCAACGGGUUAACAAAAGGUGAUCGAUGCCCUGCUGGGCAAAACGACGAGCGUUCUCAGAGACGAUGAUGACAUUACGUUGGCGGCAGUCGAUAAUUUAUUGUGUUCCAGAUGCUUCAUCCGUCACACUGUCCCUACUAUACGACAUUCCUUGUUAUCCUUGCAAUGCCGCGAAACCCGUACAACGCAGAUAUAUUCACAUUUUGUGGUCGUAUAAUUCGAUCGCGACAAUUUGUUAUAAAACAUAUAUCAUGUAAUGUAUGUUUCGAUGUCUUAGAAAUACUGGAUAUUUAUACUAUAUCUGCAAAUAUAACGGCGAUCGCAUAUCCCGAUGUGGCGAAUGAAGCAUCUACAGAUGGAAACGUACAAAUGUUACUCACUAACGUUUGUAACGCUCUGUAAAUAAUGUAGAAAUAGUCACUACAUUUAACGAGAAAUAUUAAUGCGGGAGUAAUGGAUGUAAAGGAUCGCCGAAAAACAAUGGCGAUCCGAUUAUCGGAUUAUCACGAAGGUAAGUGACUCCUUCCAGCAGGCUGGACCUGUACGAUAGCGAAAUCCGUGAUUUACAAAAUUGUUUGGAGGUUCUGCUCCAAAAAGAAUAAUCUAUGAAGAUAAAAAUAAUUUUUCGCAUGGAUACAAGAGAUAUAAUAUUUAUUUAAAUUAAUAGCGUUUAAUUUUUUUUACUAACUGCUGAUCUCUUUCGACUCUACUUCCUCUAAUCGGUCCAUCACUUUAAUCAUCCUUGCGACUUCUUCAUCAGAUGCUUCUUUUUCAUUUUUUUCAUCUUGUUUAAGGGGGGAGAUAAUAGUUUGAUGAGAGGUAACACGCGAUUAUGAUCACGAUUAAAGAUGAUAACGAAUUUCCCUCGACAGAUCCAGGCUCCUGAAAUAGCUUUUUAAUUAGGGGAGUAAAUUUGCGCUUGUGAACAGCUCGCGCAUAUCGUUUUCAUUC
Molecule: messenger RNA, 3852 nt
Organism: Cataglyphis hispanica
Lineage: Eukaryota; Metazoa; Arthropoda; Insecta; Hymenoptera; Formicidae
Exons: 10
Coding region: 380-2620 (746 amino acids)
Biological process (GO): iron ion transport
Cellular component (GO): plasma membrane
Molecular function (GO): oxidoreductase activity; copper ion binding
Source: RefSeq, a predicted model, not a curated record